AAUGUAUGAGAUAAUAUGACGUGCAUAGCGUCCAGAUCGACGCAAUUUGUUGAACAUUAUAACAUAACUUAGGUUUAUAAUAAUGGGUAAUUGUAUACGAAGUUUACUAAGAAGGUUACAACGAAAGAGAUGUACCGAAAAGACUAUUAUUUUACUGAUCGUGGGCCUUGAUAAUGCGGGAAAGACCUCUGUUUUGAACCGUAUAAGUGGUGAUUCAGACAAAAGUGUAUUACCUACAAUAGGAUUUCGAACAGUUUCGUUAAGAUAUAAGUCAUAUGUGGUUAAAAUUUAUGACAUUGGAGGUAGCUCACAAAUCAGAUCCUUGUGGACAAAAUACUACAGCGGUAUACAUGGUCUUAUAUAUGUGGUGGAUGCUAGUGAUAUUUCCCGUCUUACAGAAAAUAAAGUUGUAUUUGGUGAAUUAAUUUCACAUGAAUGUAUUUCAGGGAAACCGUUAUUGUUGCUUGCAAACAAACAAGACAUAUCAGGGGCUAUAGAUGAAUUAGAUCUUGUUGAAAACUUAGAUGUUGAACAUGCUGCUAAUACUAUGAAAUGUCCUACAAGAGUGGAGAUAUGUUCAUGUACUGGAGGAGAAAGUCAAUCAAAAGGUACCACUACAGGCAUUAAAAAUGGCUACAAAUGGCUAUUGGACACAGUAGCAAAGAAUUACACUGUAUUAAACAAUAGAUUCAAGGACACACAAAAUGUUCGAAAUGAUAAAGUUAUAGAAGUACGAUCUACAACACCAGACACAUUAUCAAGAUUGUCAAUUCAUUCUAAUCCUUUCAAACCAAUCAGAGAACUAGUUAUGAAAAGGGAAGAAAUUGACCCAAUGAGUGUUUCACAUUUAAAUAAUGGUGUUGCUUCUGGAACUAAACUGAAGAAAAUGUUUAUGCACAAAAAUAAGACUGCACCACUUACUACUGAAGAAUCUGUUAUUGAAAUUGAUGAUAUAUCAGAAAGCACAAAGUUUACCACUAGACCUUUAGGAACUCAAAAAAGUCUUCAAACACUUCCACCAGUGGCAUUGAAUACAUUUUCAAAUUCAGUUAAAUUAAAACCAAAUCGUCCAUAUACCGCUCCAGAACGUUCACAACAUUUUGUAAAUAAAAUAACAAUAAUCAACAUUCCUGGUCAAGUGACAGAAGGUUAACAUUAUUUAUUGUACUUAAGUAAUAAACAGGGACCAUCACGAAUAAAUAUAAUAAAAAAAAAUAAAAAAUUAUAUGGAGACAAAUAUUUUUAACAAUGAAGUUAUUAUUUUUUGACUGCAAAUCGACUGAUAAUUUUAACGCAAAAAUGCAAUAUUUAAGAAAUAUUUAAUAUAUAUUAAACAAUUUCCUUGUAUCUAUACAUAGUGUAAGAUAAUUUCCAGUAAUAUUUAUUUUUUAUUAUGCAAUUAUUUCUGUACGAGUUAAAAUAUGAAAAAAAAAAAUAAAUUGUGAAGAAACAAAUAAUAUCUGUAUGUACUUACAAAUUAUUCUACGUACAAAAUAUAUUAAUAUUAUUUAUUAAUAAACAUGGGUGUUUUUGUUUUACGUUAUUGGUUACAAUAUACAUUUUUUUUAAAUUUUAACUUUAUUUUAAAAGAUUGUAUACAAGAUUGGUACACAAAAGUUUGACAAAUAUAUGGAUUGCAGUAUAUAUUAAGGACUUACAAAAUCUAUAGUAUAAAUGUACUAAAAAACUUUCGAUUAUAUAAAAGUAUUACAUGAAACUGUGUAAGAGAAUGCUGUAAAGUCUCAAGCAUAAUUCAAUAGCACAUAUUUUAUCACAAUUUACGAUACAAUAAAUAUUGUAAAUAUUUUUGCAACAUUAUCUUAUAUCGUUGAGCAAUUACUUUAUACGAUUAAAUAUGAAAUAUUAAUAUGUUGAAAAAUUACACUGAAAAUUGUUACGACAAGGAACAAUGCGUUUCAUUUAAUACUAACCUUUAAGUGAAUAAUUAACUUUUUUGUGAAAAAUAUUUCGCACAAAUAACGCCACAUAUAUGAGUAUACAGUAAUAAAGGCAAAGUGAUCAAACAAUUUGAAGCAACAUUAAAAACUGUAAAAUUACAUUAAUAAUUAUUUAAGAAUUAUAUAUUCUUAUCAUGAAAGACUGUUAUAUCACGAUAUCAAAAGUUCUCAUUGAUUAUAAUAAUGCCAUUUUAAUUAUAAAUAUAGCAAAUUUGCCAUUUCAAUAUUGCGCUUUUCUUCUAAAAUUCUUAUCUACAUCGUUUGGGAAUGACUCCUCAAACUAUGAAGCAACAUAACUUUAUAUUUCAGCUAGCAAUUCCAAAAGUAUAUGUCAAAUGCAUUUCAUAAUAAUCUAGUUACAGAGUAAGUAAUUUUAUAGUUUUUCUCUUAACGUUAGAUAAAACUUGAAUAUUCGUUAUAAUUGCACCUUAUAUAAUCACAACUAUUUAGACAUGUUCAUUUACUACUAAGUAGAAAAUAUGUCACUUUUUAUAUAAGGUUAGACUAUUGCUUGUUGCAUAAAGACACAAGUUUUGUCCUCCUGACGUUUGUACAAAGCAGCAGUUAUAUUAAUUGUAUAAAUUGUUCAAGUUGCUUUUGUUACAAUGGCUCAAAAAUACUUCUUUCUAAAUAUACUGGUAAAAUAAAUUAGAGAAUCUGGAGAUAAAUAUUGAAUUCGGAAGAAUUAAAUAAAUAUCGUAUAAUGUUAUUUCAAAUAUUCUCAGGUUUACUUUAUACUUUAACUCACUCUUAUUGAGUGUUUACCUUGAUCAAUGUAUCACUGAAUGAAUAGCAUUGAACAUUAUCUCAUUUCCAUAGAUGAUUCUCUAAUUAUUUUGAGCAGUACAUAUAUAUAAUAAUUGUAUAGUUAGUAUAUAAAUUACUUAUUAAACUUUGUUUAAAAGCAGCAAUUAAAAAGGCAAUUGAUCCUCGCUAUAUUGUGAACUGAGAAUCAUAGUGGUGUAAGUAAAAAAAAAAAAAAAAAAAAAA
Molecule: messenger RNA, 2948 nt
Organism: Hylaeus anthracinus
Lineage: Eukaryota; Metazoa; Arthropoda; Insecta; Hymenoptera; Colletidae
Product: ADP-ribosylation factor-like protein 13B
Exons: 8
Coding region: 83-1153 (356 amino acids)
Biological process (GO): non-motile cilium assembly; receptor localization to non-motile cilium
Cellular component (GO): ciliary membrane; non-motile cilium
Molecular function (GO): GTPase activity; GTP binding
Source: RefSeq, a predicted model, not a curated record